Molecule: messenger RNA, 1911 nt
Organism: Odobenus rosmarus divergens (Pacific walrus)
Lineage: Eukaryota; Metazoa; Chordata; Mammalia; Carnivora; Odobenidae
Gene: SUSD5
Product: sushi domain containing 5
Exons: 5
Coding region: 1-1872 (623 amino acids)
Biological process (GO): Notch signaling pathway; cell adhesion
Molecular function (GO): hyaluronic acid binding
Source: RefSeq, a predicted model, not a curated record
AUGGCUGCCGAGGGACGCGGCCCCCGCGCCCAGCUCUGGGCGGCGGCGCUGCUCCUGCUCGGUCUGCCGUGCCUCUCCGUGAGGGCGGAUGGGAAGCUUUUUGUGCUGGAGUCUCAGAAUGGCUCUCGGGGCCUAGAACUGGAGGUGGCUCGGCUUUCCUGCAAGAGCAGGGGUGCUCACCUGGUGUCUGCGGAAGAGCUGCGGAGGGUGGUCCAGGAUUGUGCCUUUGCGGUGUGCACCACUGGCUGGUUGGCGGAUGGCACCCUGGGGACAACCGUGUGUAGCAAAGGGAGCAAUGAACAGCAAAUCAUGAGAGCCGUUGAUGUGAGAAUUGAAAGCAACCCAGUUCCUGGUGGCACGUACAGUGCCCUUUGUAUUAAGGAUGAAGAGAAGCCGUGUGGAGACCCGCCUUCGUUCCCACACACCAUCCUGCAGGGCCGCACGGGCCUGGAGAUGGGGGACGAGCUGCUGUACAUGUGCGCCCCGGGCCACGUCACGGGCCACCGCGAAACCGCCUUCACCCUACUGUGUAACGGCUGUGGGGAGUGGUACGGCCUGGUGCAGGUCUGCGGGAAAGAUGCAGCUGAGGCACAUAUUGACUAUGAGGAUAAUUUCCCGGAUGACAGAUCCGUGUCAUUCAGAGAGCUCAUGGAGGACUCGCGGACAGGGGCAGAGGAGGACAGAGGUCUGGGAGAGGCCUCUGAGGAGGCUCCGAGACAGGACCGUCUGGUCUCCAUUUCUGUGGGGAGAGAAAACAUAGCCCAGGAUACAGCCUUUGUGCCAACUACAGGCUUGUCCAUCACGGGAAGCAGUGUCCCCACAGACCUGCCAGGAUCCCAGCUAAACCAGAAGUACUUGUUCUGGUUUCCUGCUGAGAACUUCCACAAGCCUGAGCUGGAGAAGGAGAUGAAUGAUGGCACCAAAAAGCAGUUUCCGGCUAGAGACAACCAUAGUAGCCCAACACCAGCUCCAGGUAAACCUGAAGCUGAGGUGAUCUAUAGCAGCACUCAUGGUCCUUUGGGGCCAUUCUUGGGCAGGACUGACAGCAAGACAGGGGACCCAAUGGUGAGCAGCAGUGAUGAGUCCUGGUUAGAUGGCUACCCUGUGACUGAUGGGGCUUGGAGGAAGACAGAGGCAGAAGAGGAGGAAGAUGGGGACAAGGGAGAUGGGUCAGUAGGGCUGGAAGAGAGGGUUCCCGUUAGUCCUAAUCAGCCCAUUCCUGUAGAAAUUAAGAAGCCUGGGAGUACCACCCUCACACCAAGUGACGACAUGACCCGUAGUUCAGUUCUUCCCUCUCAAACACCAGACGUAGAAGCUUUGGCUCUCAGACCAGUGAAUGUGUCUGAAACUGAGAGUCCCAGCAAGGGAGAUGGUGACUUGACCAGGUACCAGUCAACUGUUCCCUGGAGCUUUGCCACAGAGUCAUCUCCCAUGGCCACCCUACCCUAUGAACUCACCAGCUCUACCCUGGGGACAGUGACAACUGCUGUCCAGCAGAUGCCGAAUCGCAUUCCCUCAACUAUCAUGGCGGCCAGCCAGACUCCAGGGGAAACCAUUGCUACUGAGGUCCAGGAUAGUUUCCCAUACCUGCUGUCUGAGGAAUUCUUGGGACAGGAAAGCCCUGACCCAGGUACAGGUAAGGAGCUUCUUCCAAGUGUGGAGCCAUGUAUAGGGGAUGGGUGUCCCGGCCUCAGCGGAGGCCCUGUCAUUGCCACCACUGUCACUGUCCUGUGUCUGCUGGUGCUCCUGGCAGGCGUGGGGGCAGUGUGGGGCCACCGCAAGUGCCAGCACAAGAGCUCCGUGUACAAGCUGAAUGCUGGGCAGCGGCAGGCGCGGCACUACCACCAGCAGAUUGAGAUGGAGAAGGUCUAGCCACCCUCAGAGCUGGCUCUCCCAAAGCCACUUAGGAGG